Olea europaea var. sylvestris is the source of this 606-nucleotide messenger RNA. Its product is annotated as 40S ribosomal protein S3-2-like. NCBI's taxonomy places the organism in Eukaryota, Viridiplantae, Streptophyta, Magnoliopsida, Lamiales, Oleaceae. Bases 1 to 606 code for a protein of 201 amino acids. Gene Ontology annotation, cellular component: nucleus; cytosolic small ribosomal subunit. Gene Ontology annotation, molecular function: structural constituent of ribosome. Gene Ontology annotation, biological process: translation. The record is from RefSeq and is a predicted model, not a curated record. The transcript is spliced from 5 exons.
AUGGGAUUCGAAAAGUUUGCAAUAAAAAUUCUUGAGAGUGGCUGCGGAGAGGAGGAGGAGGAGGAACGGAGCUGCAGCUGCUCUGGUGCCGGCACACAGUAUCGGAGGAAGAUUAGGGAGCUGACAUCAAUUGUGCAGAAGAGGUUCAGGUUUCCAGAGAACAGUGUGGUGUUGUCUGCCGAGAACGUUAACAACUGGGGGCUUUGUGCCAGGUCCCACCGAUACAAGCUCCUUGAUGGCCUUGCCAUGAGGAGGGGAUGCUAUGGUGUGUUGAGAUUUGUUAUGGACAGUAAUGCUAAGGGUUGUGAGGUGAUUAUUAGGGUAAAACUGAGGGCUCGACGUGCUAAAUCCAUGAAGUUCAAAGAUAGCUACAAGGUUUCUUCAGGUCAGCCAGUGAAAGAAUACAUCGACUCUGCUGUCAGACAUGUUUUCCUUAGACAGGAAGUACUUGGAAUCAAGUUCAAGAUCAUGCUUGAUUGGGAUCCUGAAGGGAAGAAUGGUCCAAAAACUCCUAUUCUAGAUGUUGUCAAUAUUCUUCCUCCAAAGAAUGAAGAGCAUAUUAAGCCGACAGUGAUACCAACUGAAGUUGAGGUGCAAGCAAUUUAA